This is a messenger RNA of Trypanosoma conorhini, 831 nucleotides long. Its product is annotated as nitrilase. The record is from RefSeq and is a predicted model, not a curated record. The coding region runs from base 1 to 831 and encodes 276 amino acids. Gene Ontology annotation, cellular component: mitochondrion. Lineage: Eukaryota; Euglenozoa; Kinetoplastea; Trypanosomatida; Trypanosomatidae. The transcript has a single exon. Gene Ontology annotation, molecular function: omega-amidase activity. Gene Ontology annotation, biological process: oxaloacetate metabolic process; L-glutamine metabolic process.
AUGCCGGCAUUACGGGUCACGCUUUGCCAGAUGGCUGUCGCGAAAUCGAAGGAGACUAACCUUUCGAAAGCUGUGGGAAUGAUAACAGCAGCAGCAAAACGAGGUGCAAACCUCGCCGUUCUCCCAGAAUGCUUUACGUGCCCCUAUGGCACAAAAUAUUUUGAAGCAUAUUCUGAAGAAAUAGGACCGGGAUUUCCUACAUACGAUGCAAUUUCUAAAGUCGCCAAGGAAAACAAUAUAUGGGUAAUAGCCGGCAGCAUACCGGAACGCUCAGGUGAAAAGUUAUACAAUUCCUGCAUCGUUUUUGAUGCAACGGGGAAGUUGAAUCAUGUACACAGAAAAGUGCACUUGUUCCGCAUCAAUACGGAGACUGUCCGAAUGGAUGAAGAGGAGGUGCUUUCUCCUGGAAAUGUGGUUGUUCCUGUUUCCAUGAAUGAAAAACUGAAAUUUGGUAUUGGAAUUUGCUUUGAUGUAAGGUAUCCUCUUCUUGCAUGGAAGUACGCCCACGAAGGAACUUCAUUUUUGGUUUAUCCAGGUGCAUUCAAUAUGGUUACGGGUCCGUUACAUUGGGAACUUUUAGCCAGAGCGCGUGCUGUGGAUAAUCAACAGUUUGUUAUUUUGUGUUCACCCGCGCGUGACUUGAGUGCGGACUAUGUUGCUUGGGGUCAUUCGAUGGUUGUGGAUCCUAUGGGAAAGGUAAUUGCCGACGCAGGGGAACAUGAAGGCUACAUUGAUGCUGAACUGGAUCUUGAUUUAAUUGAAGAGGCAAGAGAAAAGAUUCCUAUUAUGGAUGGAACAAGACAUGACAUUUAUGCAUUGAAUUGGAAAUAA